Molecule: messenger RNA, 6082 nt
Organism: Xiphophorus hellerii (green swordtail)
Lineage: Eukaryota; Metazoa; Chordata; Actinopteri; Cyprinodontiformes; Poeciliidae
Product: CCR4-NOT transcription complex subunit 6-like
Molecular function (GO): protein binding; 3'-5'-RNA exonuclease activity
Source: RefSeq, a predicted model, not a curated record
AAAAAAAUCCUUACAGUCGCCAUGAUACAGCAGCGGAAACGGGGAAGAAGUAGCUAGAAAACAAAAGAGAACACGCAGUCGUCCUCGCGAUUUGGUAUGCUCUUGCAGUGUUAUAGGAAUGCCCAAGGAAAAAUAUGACCCGCCGGAUCCCAGGCGGAUGUACACAAUUAUGUCUAGCGAGGAGGCAGCAAAUGGGAAGAAGUCAUACUGGGCUGAGCUGGAAAUUAGUGGCCGAGUAAGGAGUCUCAGCACCGCCCUGUGGUCUCUCACCCACCUCACUGCCCUGCACCUCAGUGACAACUCUCUGUCACGCAUCCCGCCAGACAUUGCCAAACUACACAACCUGGUGUACCUGGAUCUCUCAUCCAACAAGAUCAGGAGCCUGCCGGCAGAGCUCGGCAACAUGGUGUCUCUCAGGGAAUUGCUUUUAAAUAACAACCAGUUGCGAGUUCUCCCGUUUGAAUUGGGAAAACUUUUUCAGUUACAGACACUGGGGUUAAAAGGAAACCCACUUGCACAAGAAAUUAUGAGCCUCUAUCAGGAACCUGAUGGCACACGGAGACUGCUCAGCUACUUGUUAGACAAUCUGGCAGGGGCUAUUAAGCGCAUACCAACAGAGCAGCCACCAGCCAGGUCAUGGAUCUCGCUCCAGGAACCAGACCGAACACGUCCAGCAACACUGUUCUCAGUUAUGUGUUACAAUGUUCUGUGCGAUAAGUAUGCCACACGACAGCUGUACGGCUACUGCCCCUCCUGGGCUCUGAACUGGGAGUACAGGAAGAAAUCUAUCAUGCAGGAAAUCUUAGGCUGCAACGCAGACAUCAUCAGUUUGCAGGAAGUGGAAACGGAGCAGUACUUCAAUUUCUUCUUGCCAGAGUUGAAAGAGCAGGGAUACGACGGGCUCUUCAGUCCAAAGUCACGAGCUAGAACGAUGUCCGAGUCGGAUCGUAAACAUGUGGACGGAUGUGCAAUCUUCUUCAAAACAGAAAAAUUCAGCGCUGUGCAGAAGCACACAGUGGAGUUCAACCAGCUGGCCAUGGCUAACUCCGAGGGCUCAGAGGCGAUGCUGAACAGGGUGAUGACCAAGGACAACAUCGGAGUAGCUGUAUUGCUUGAAGUCCGCAAAGAGAUGAUGGAAAUGUCUUCUGGUAAGUCACUCCACGGCCUGGACAAGCAGCUCCUGCUGGUGGCAAACGCCCACAUGCACUGGGAUCCCGAGUACUCGGAUGUCAAGUUGGUCCAGACCAUGAUGUUCCUGUCAGAGGUGAAGAAUAUCGUGGACAAGGCAACACGCAGCUUCAAGCUGUCCACCUCUGGUGAGACCAAUGCCAUUCCACUGGUGCUGUGUGCUGACCUCAACUCCUUACCUGACUCUGGUGUAGUCGAGUACCUGAGUACAGGCGGAGUGGACUGCACCCACAAGGAUUUCAAGGAGCUUCGCUAUAGCGACAGCCUGACCAAAUUCAACUGCAACGGCAAGAACAGCACUUCUAAUGGCAGGAUCACCCACGGCUUCAAGCUCAAGAGCGCCUAUGAGAACGGCCUAAUGCCUUACACCAAUUACACCUUCGACUUUAAGGGUGUCAUCGACUAUAUUUUCUACUCCAAGCCUCAUCUGAACGUGUUGGGCAUCUUGGGCCCCCUGGACCCUCACUGGCUCGUAGAGAACAAUGUCAGCGGCUGCCCACACCCCCACAUCCCCUCUGACCACUUCUCCCUCUAUGCUCAGCUGGAGUUGCUCCUGCCCAAUGUGCCCUCCCAGGUCAAUGGGCUGCACUUGCCUGCACGCAGGUAGUGAGACCCUGCCAUGCCACCAGGGGGAGCUGCGACCACAGCUUCCCCCUCUACCAGCUCUUACCUCCGCCACCUCUGGAGGAGGAAGACCGAAAAACAACGCAACCUGUAAAAUAUUCGUACAGUGAGGUCUGGCUGACAGGGAUUUCGUAUAAAAUGUUAUAGAUAUUCUAUAUUUUUCUUUUAUUCUUUCUGAUUUUUUUCUUUUUCUUUUUAUGUCCUUUUUUAACUGCUUGGUUCAGUCCUGUUUAUGUAUCACGUGUUUUGGACUCCCUCUUCUCAUCUGGUUCACAAACCCCCACCCCUGCAUACUUUUUAUUUUUCUGUCUUUCAGGCUAGAGGGGAUGGUAGCUCAUUCAGAUUCAUCACAUGAGGCUCUGUGUGGUUUUAAUGGGGAAGCUUAAAAGCGGCUGGGUGGGUGACAUUUAGCUGAGAAGCUGCAGAGCUGUCUGUCUGUCCCUGUAUAAAUCUAAAACCAGCAAAGACAGCAGACUUGUCUGUCUCAGUCCCUCCAUGUUUGGCUCAUGCUCGCUAUCCAUCUGUACUCUGGGCAGCCGGCGUAGAUUCUCGGUCUCUCCAAGAUACGCACAUUUGGGCUUCGGGUAGAAUGCAACUUUUCAUGACUAGCUAAGCAUCCCAGCAAGCGGAUGCGCCGCAGCUGAUCCGAGGGGAUCUUUCCUGCUGUCAUUCUGUGGUGCUCAGGCCUUUUUGUGUGGUCACGGCCUCCCGCGGUGCUACAAGAUAGUCCACACCUCUGACCCCUGGUCCUGGUGCAUAAGAAGCGGAAUUAUGUGACAUCGGCAGUUCGGAGAAAAAGUGAGAAACUGAGAGCAGCUACCAUCCUGUUUGCAGACAGUUUCACCCCGGCUUGUAUAGUUGUUAUGCUAGUCAUGUGCUUAGGAGCUCAUGUGGCCCAAGAAUCACCUUUUUUAGAGCAACGAGCGAGGGAGCUAGGUCGACCGGUUAAGCGAUGGGAGGUAGGGGGGCUUUCACAAACCUUUUCAUUGACGUCAUUUGCGUUUUCCCAGAGAGCGAAAAAUGGCUGAAGAGUAAAACCAGCAUUCCUCUCUCUAUCAGGAGAUGACCUCCAACUUCACUCAUGCAAGAUCGAACAUACACACACACACACACACACCCAUACACAGGUAAUUUUCAGGCAGAUGUGUAGCACUGUCUCCAAGGCCAGUAGUGACUCCUCCCCCCACCCCCAGCCAUACGUUCACACAUAGAAGCAGUGAUUUUUCACGAGUGUUUGUACAGAAUAGAAACCUAGACUCAGUCUUUACAUGAUUGUAUAUGAACCACAAAAAGACCUGUUUUCUGGCAUUUUUUGUACGAAGAGUAAAUUAUGGUCAGAUUAAGAAAAAAAAGAAGAUUGUAUUGUAAACUAUGGCUAAAUUUUUAUCCAGUUAAUGUUGAGAUGAAUUAAUAUUACCAGCUUGUACAAAAGACGUAAGAGGAGGCUGCUCGCCGCGUUCGCUGUCACUUCUUUGCACUCCCAAGAGAUUUAACUGUAACGCAUCAGUAUUGUUUUGGCUGAUUUGCUUUGAUGUAAAUAGACAGAGUCAAUUUUUUUUUUUUUUACCUGUUGCUUUCUGCCUAUUAACAAAGCCAACGAACCAGGCUGCUGCCGACGGUUUGGACGAAACGACACGCAGCACCGAUUCGCAUCUGUUCAUCUGGCUCCAAAGCGAAGUGUAAACGACACAACACGGAGAAGUCCCGUGCGUACGCCCCGUACUCACUGUAGCAGUUGAUGUUGUCUUGCACUAUUUACAUGCGACGAACGCUCGAGCAGCCUCCUCUCCUUUUAUUUUUAAAUACUGUUGAGACAUUUGUGAAGAUUUUAUGUCCUUUUUUUUUUUUGUUAACGUUUAUUUCAUUUUUUUUAUGAGAUGUGACAAUGUAAUGAUGAUGUGUAUAUUCUUCCUAUUCAUUGAGCUCUCUGGUAAUCAGGUAUGCUUUCUUCACCCUACCCUCCUCUCCUCCACUGUACGGAACAUGAGCGGGGUCGUCUUUAUAAAUUCACUCAGAUUGUUUUUUUUGUUGGUUUUUUUUGCCCCCAGAUUACCUGAUCCCUCCUAUCUCCCUUCCUGGCCGCAAAUUAGCCCUGAGCUUUUAUCCAUCACCACCACCAUAAACCAUCUAACCUCAGACUUUUUCUGCUACUCUUCUCAAUUUUUUUAACAUCCCUUGCCCCACUUUUUUUGUAUAGAUUUUCUACAAUUGUCAUUGCAGCUAUAGUGCCAUUUGUGGACCACCCCUGUCUCUUGCCUUUGCAUUGGAAAGGGUGGAAGAGCCCAUUGUUCUUUUUAUUCCUGCUGUUUGUCAAAACGGCCAGCCUGUCAAGUUUCUGUUAAUCAGAUUUGUUCCAUCUCAAAAACAAGUUGAAAUCGGUUAAAUGUGAGAUUAUUUGAAAUGCACUUAAACGAUUCAAAUGCAGCUCUUAUUAUACUUCAACAAGAACUUUUUUUAUGUCGAAUAAGCAAGAAAAUGGGAAGUGUCAACUUUGUCCCUGUCUCUUGUUCCUCCCGUUUUUUCCCUUUCCUUUGGUGAAAAUCAAUGUGCCCAAAUUGAUUUUUCUUUCCUGAAUGGCAUUAGUAUUGUAGUAGAUUUAAAGGGUAGCUUCUUUUUUUUUUUGUCCUUUUUUUUUUUGUAAAAGUGUGAAUAAAAGAUGUACUUCUUAUUUCCUUUCUAAAAAGACAUAAUUUUUGGUGUUUGUGUAAAUCAUGAUUUAUACAAUGAUGAUGAUGAUGAUCUGCUGCAUUGUUUUUACCCUUCUUUGACUUUUCUUAUCCCUUCCACCACAAACCAAAUCCUCUGUCAAAAUCACGACACGUUGACUUGAUGGGUUGAUUGGAGAGGUCGAACGUUUCCGAAGAUGCGUCGCAAGAAGGAAGUAACUAUCAGUUAAAACCCGACACACGGAUGUUUUUUCUUUUCUUUUUUUUUUUAGCUUUUCAGCUUUACUUUGGCUGUCUCUGCACUAGCUGGAGAGUGCUGGUGUCCAUAGGUUAGGGCAGCAGAGCUGUCUUACUAGUUGCUGCAGUUCAGUAUUAGCAAAUACUUUUUGACGGGUGUUAAAAAAAAAUACAAAAGAAUAAAAAACGUGUUUGUACGGCAAAUGAUGUGCCGCUAGACCGGUCAUGUGAUUAUUUUUUUUCCCCCUCGUACUUCUAGUCCCACCUCAUUCUGAUCUUGUGCUUUACAGUGGUUCAGUCUGUUAAACUAGCUAGUGAUAGUAUUGAUUCACAAAUCUAUUUCUUUGUUACUUCUCUUGUUUCCUCUAAAGAUCUGUCAAAUUAGAGCUGGAUUUGUCAUUAGUGGGUCAUCACAUCGCAAGCUUUUUAUUUGUUCAGGCUUAUUUAGCUUAGUGUUUUUGUGUUAUUUUGUCUGCUGGCUGCAUCUUUUUGUAACAGUGCAAACCAAAGCUGCUUGUAGUACAGUUGUGUUGUAGCGGAAACUCUUAAACCAAUCAACCCUUUUCAUUUCUCUUAUUUAAAAAAACAAAAAAAAAAAAAAAAAAAACCUCCAUCUUCAUGCAAAUUAGGGCUGUAAGAAAAGCAAAGUCGUUUUCUCUCUGAUCCCACUUAAUUUGUCCUUCCAUCAGCUAAACUUGGCAAUAAUAACUGGAAACUUUCACAUUCAGCCAUUUUGUUUUAAUCUUUAAAAUGUAGCUGUUUAAUCCUUCAAAACUGUUUUGCGCAUCUUAAAUUUGCCUACCUGAACCCGUUUGCCCCCCCUUCCCCACUCUUCCUCUCUCUUUUAUCACCCAUUUUGUAUAUUUGCUCAUCUCCUUGCCAAUUUUAGUGGUAGUUGUUCAAUGAUCAGGAUUGUCUAUCUGUAGUCAGCUGAGUACAUAUAUUGAUCUGUGUCACUGUGUUUAUGCACUGGACCAACUAUUGUUUACCAUUCAUAAAAUACCAGCAAAAAAGGAAAAAAAAAAAAAAGAUGAACACUUGCACAAUGUUGUAGAAUGUCCAUUAACCCAGAUGAGAAAUCAAGGCAGCUGUUUUCAAAUCAACACAUACUGUUUAAACCUGCAACUGAAUGGUAAACAAUGCUUUCUGUUGUAUCCUUUAGCCGUCCUUUUUAUUCUCUUUGGACUAGUUUUAUUCUUUUAUUAUACUUUUUUUUUCUUUUGACUACAGGUUCUGCUUGUUUCCUUUACACCUAUCUAUGUAUUUUCCUACUUCUGGUUGAAAAAUAAAUUCUGUAUUAUCUGUUUCAAGCUGUGUCACCUCCUAUUCUUUGCAAUGGAUAUUGGGAAUAAAUUCUAUAUCUGUUG